Molecule: messenger RNA, 2775 nt
Organism: Macrosiphum euphorbiae (potato aphid)
Lineage: Eukaryota; Metazoa; Arthropoda; Insecta; Hemiptera; Aphididae
Source: the annotation of a GenBank genome assembly
AUGAUCUGUUGGUUCUUGAUGUUUUUUGCGUUAUGCGUGACGACUUUCGGCUUGUGGUUGACCACCAUCAUCGUUUCCGUACCCUUGGCGUUUUUCUUGAGUGUGAUAUGUUUUGCUUACAUUGCCGUCGAAGAAAAAUCUGCUCUGUUCUUGGAAUCGUUGAAAAAAGACUCAGAGUACACAGUCUACAGUCUGUUUGAUCCCAAAACUAUAUCCACUAAAGAAAUAAUUGAAGAUUAUGUGAACUUGAGUGGUUCCGAGUAUAUAGAUCACCAGCUGUCGGACAUUAUGGACUACAUUCUAAGGGACUAUGUGUAUCCAUGGUAUGACAAAUUGAGCGACGAUGAAGAUUUUCCUAUUCAAAUACAUAAAUCAACUAGUUAUUUGAUCAGUUGCAUGGCCAAACGAUUACAACAGGUAGAUUUUCUGCAAUUCGUAUGCACAAACUUGUCGGAAGAAGUGGCCAAACAUAUUCGUAUUUAUAGAAAAUCUUUGAAAGCCACAACCUCAAAAAAUUCUGAAGAAGUUGAUUUUGAAACUAUAUUUUUCCAACAUGAACAAGAUGUUGAUCGAUUAGGUACAUCACAUGCAAAUGUCUGCUUGGAUGAGAAUUAUGAAAAAAAAUGGCUUAGGGAUAUAUCAGAAGCACUAAUAUACCACGUUACUCCUGAAAAUGAUUUCAAAUGUCGAACUAUACGCAUAUUGAUACGUGAAAUAAUAUCAAAUAAACUAUUUUUAACAACUAUAAACAUGCUUAGUAAUCCAGAUUAUGUUAACCAAUUAAUUAUAUGGCUGUGCAGCGACUAUCCAGUAACUAAUGAGACAUUUCUUACAGUAUUGAGAUCAACUAAAUCAAAUCAACAAUUAAAUGCUGUACACAGUUUAGUCAAAAAAGAAAUUAUGAAUCUGCGGUCAAGAGAUUCUGGUGAAUCAGAUAGCAGAGCAAAACAACAACUGAGCAGUCUUUUAUUUUUAUCCAAUUUAAUUAAGUCAAUUGUUAAUAGUAUUCCUCAACAAUCAGACAGAUCUUUAGAUUUUCUGUUGUCAUUUGAACAUUCCAUGUCCUCUCCGAAGAAUGAUUCAUUAUCUUUAAAGUGGAUUCUUGAAAGUAAAACUGCUCUACCAUACUUCAUUGAUUAUUUGACUACAAUAAAUUGUGAUAGUUUUAUAUCAUUUUAUAUUAAUAUUGAUGGUUGGAAACAAUUUGUACAUGAACAGAUGCAAAAUGUUAGUGGAGAUCCUAGUCAAUAUUCAUCAUCUGAUCUAGCAACAGUAGAUCAUAUUAGAGACGAAGCAAAAAAACUGUACUCCUUGUACAUUGGUCAAAAACCCGAUAUUCAUAAUGAACUUGGAGAUGAUCUAGUAAAAUCUUUAGCAAAGAAAAUUCAAGUUGAUCCAGUAGAUGAGACAUGGUUUGAUGAGGUUCAAAAUGCAUUGUACAAGACACUAUUAAAGCCUGAAAAAGGAAUUAUAUCUGGUUUCGGUAAGCAUGAAAGUUGUUCAAGGUUGAUAACUGAUUUGGAAAUGAAAUCAUUAGGUUCAGAAGACAUUUUUGAACCAGAAUUAGCUAUGCCUGCUUCUGAUUUUUUAAUACCAAUGGAUGCUGUACAGCAACUUUUUAAAGGAACUGGUGAUAAAGUAAGUGAUUUCCUCUCAGGUAGUAAAGCCUUGAGUCCUGGUCAAUCAGAAGAUGACAAGUCAAUAUUGUCAGCUGACAUAAUUGAAACUGGACUUGUGCAUGAGGGUGGUAAGACAUUUGGUGUUUAUGCAGUUUCCAUUACUAGAGUUUAUAUGUCUGGAAAAGAAGAAAACUGGCAUGUUUAUAAACGAUAUUCUGAUUUUUAUGAUCUCUACCAAAGAGUAAAAGAUAAGUAUUCAGAACUAGGUAAACUAUCAUUUCCAGCCAAAAAAACAUUUCAUAAUGCGGACAGACGGGUUUUAGAAAAGCGUAUGAUGAUGCUCAAUCAGUUUAUACAUAAUUUAUUGAAAUCGUCAACUGUUGCUAAUUAUCCUGGAAUACAAACAAUGGUUGAACAAUUCCUCGAACAAAGACCUGAAGACAAGAAAGCACUGUUAUCUGGUCAUCUUGUCAAGACUGUCGAUAAUCUCUUGUUCAACCCAUUGAAGGUUGUUGGAAACGUUGUAAAAACUGUACCUGAUAAUAUAUUUAAUACUGUUGAUGGCGUUAUGGACAAUAUCAGCAAAGUACUUGGUCCAUCCAAACCUGUUAAUAGAAUGUUGGUUGAGGAAGAUGAUGACAAUAUGCCCAUGCGUGCAGUGUUGCUAUUAUUAACAGAAGUGUUUGAAGUAGAUGAGCAACAACAAUGGCUUCGGAAACGAUUUGUCAUGUUGUUACAACAUAUUAUUAGGGCUUCAUUUGGUCAUGUAGUUAACAGGAGGUUCAAAGAGUAUGUGGCGACUGUCACUGAUCCUUACAGGGUGUCAUUGUUGAUUGCUGCGAUCAAAAAUUCAUUGUGGCCAGAUGGUGUACGUGCUACAGAAGUACAAUUUCGAGACGCAGAAGUACAGCUUAGAACACUUGUGGCUGCUAAAUGUGCACUUAUGUCUUCUGUGUCUGAUGAAUUGAAGCAUUUAAUGGGCAGCGACGUCACAAGGCGUGGAAUUUAUUUAGCCGUCAUAAUGCUCCAGCACAAAACCCUUAACAAACGUUUGGCUUAUGUUUUGGCUAGUUCAUGUUUUUUGUUAAUUUUUCCAAAUUUUAGUGGCCUUAUUGAUAAAUUACACAAAAACCCUCCUAUAUUAAGCCGAAAUUAG